Messenger RNA from Nicotiana tabacum (common tobacco), 1417 nucleotides. RefSeq names its product shikimate kinase, chloroplastic-like. Lineage: Eukaryota; Viridiplantae; Streptophyta; Magnoliopsida; Solanales; Solanaceae. Gene Ontology annotation, cellular component: cytosol; chloroplast. Gene Ontology annotation, molecular function: shikimate kinase activity. The record is from RefSeq and is a predicted model, not a curated record.
CCCCUCACCUACCUCUCUCUCAAAUCUCACAACAGCUUCCCUAUUUUCCCCCUUCACCUAAUUCUUCGUCUUCAUCUUCUUGAUUCAUACGUAUAUGGUAAUCUCUCUUCCAAUUUUUGUUGCUCUUCUGCUCAAUAAGGCAACAGAAGCUUGGUGACAAGAUAGAGUAUUGUUUCAGCUCUUUCUGAUUUUAAAAGGACAAAGUUUUUCUUGUGGUGUUUGGUGGAGUAGAAACUGUAAAUGGAGGCUAGAGUUUCGCAGAGCCUUCAGUUGUCGUCAUGGAUUAAAUCGGAUAAGGUAGUAAGGAAACCCGGUGGUUGCUUGCGUUUCUCUGUGAAAUGGAAUGAAAAACUGAUGCAUCGUACAGUCAUAUCCUGCCAUUUACAGCCUAGAAAAGCUAAUAGACGAGUAGCAUUGAAGGUUUCAUGUUCUUCUCAUAAUGUUCAAGCUUCAGUUCUGGAGUCUGAAUGUAUUACUGCAUCAACUGAUGAAAUCGAGACAUUGAAGAAUAAAUCAGAAGAGGUUGAAGAAUAUCUAGAUGGACGAUGUAUUUACCUCGUUGGAAUGAUGGGCUCAGGCAAAACAACUGUGGGCCGGAUUUUGGCAGAAACACUGGGAUAUUCCUUUUUUGACUGUGAUAGGCUGAUAGAGCAGGCUGUUGGUGGAACUACUGUAGCUGAAAUCUUCAAGCUCCAUGGAGAGAGCUUCUUUAGGGACAAUGAGACGGAGGUAUUGCACAAGUUGUCUGCGAUGCAUCGGCUUGUUGUUUCAACAGGUGGAGGUGCAGUUGUUCGUCCCAUUAAUUGGAGACAUAUGCACAAGGGUAUUAGUGUUUGGUUAGAUGUUCCUUUAGAUGCUUUGGCCAAGAGAAUUACUGCUGAAGGAACUAAAUCUCGCCCCCUAUUACAUGAAGAAUCAGGAGACAUUUAUGAUAAGACUUUGAAGCGGUUAACUACUUUAAUGGAGACAAGGGGUGCAAAUUAUGCCAAUGCAAGUGCCAGGGUUUCACUAGAAAAUAUUGCAGUGAAAAAGGGAAAAGAUGUCUGCCAUAUUACACCUACUGAAAUUACUCUAGAGGUUCUUAUACAAAUUGAGAACUUAAAGAAACAAGAGAGCGUAGUUGUGCUAUAAGAUUUUUUACCUCCCAAAUGGGGGCGAGCCAGGCAGGCGGUUUGGUGCUCUGCUUUGAUGUUUGCUUUCUUGACGAGGAGACAAGGCCAAGUUUUUUGGUGUUUGAAACACUUUGAGGAAUUAGUAAUGUUUUUCUAUUAUGCACUGGAUAUCUAAUUGUACAUAAUCAAAAACCAUUUGUUGGAAGGUGGAACUGUAGUGUAUCUUAAACCUUCAAUUGUUGUAUACUAAAAACGAGAAUGCAGUAAUUUAUUUGUUAUUUUAAAGUGUCUAACAGAAUUAAGUA